Dalotia coriaria is the source of this 6259-nucleotide messenger RNA. RefSeq names its product Discs large 5 (gene Dlg5). Gene Ontology annotation, cellular component: plasma membrane. Gene Ontology annotation, biological process: negative regulation of hippo signaling. The coding region runs from base 170 to 5353 and encodes 1727 amino acids. The transcript is spliced from 9 exons. The record is from RefSeq and is a predicted model, not a curated record. Gene Ontology annotation, molecular function: protein binding. Lineage: Eukaryota; Metazoa; Arthropoda; Insecta; Coleoptera; Staphylinidae.
UUUACCACUACGAUCGCUUGCGGUCAGGCUGAGAAGUCAACGAAUCAACAUGGUGGACGAAAUGUACUCGUAGAAACAGAGUGGAGUUUGACGAUUCCUCGCCCUCGCGGAUUAUGUUUAUUUACGCCGUCAUCGCUCAUUUGUGACACGCCGCUUCGUCUUCCGUCGAAUGAUGGCAACGAACAACGAUAUCGCACCUGGAAACAGCACACUCUCACGCAACUACUCGCUGAAUUCGGGCUCGUCUCGCGACCGCGAGAACGAAGCGCUGAAGCAGCAGCUGGACAAAGCCAACUCGGAGUCGAUCACGCUGCGCGCGCGUCUUGCGCACGCGAUGAAGGAGCUUGACUACUACCGGCAUCACGCCAAGAUGGACUCCGGCCAGGUGAUCGACUUCGACAACUUGCGCAAGUGCUAUGAGGAGCUGGACGAAUCGCACGCGCAGACACUACUCAAGUUGGAAAUGGCGCAGGACGAGACGAAACGCAUCAGCAAGCAAUACGAAGAAGUUAAUCAAGAGCGCAAUACUUCUUUGCGUGAAGUUUCGGGCUUGAAACAACAAAUAACGAAGGCGUACAGUCAGAUGGAUAAAUUAAUUCGAGAUUGCAAUAAGUUCCGCGAGGCGUUGCAGAUCUCACAGCAGAAGUAUGACGAUGCUGUUAAGGAAGUCAAACAGGCGCUGACUUUCCGCCAGAAGGCCAACAAGGAAGUGCAGCGGCUCACAGAAGAGCGCAAUGCGACAAUGACGGAAUACAAUCUGAUUAUGUCGGAAAGAGACACUGUGCACAAGGAAAUGGAGCGCCUCUCGGAUGACUUAUCACAGGCGAAGCGCAAAAACAAGCUGCUCGAGUCCGACAAUAAAGAUCUCCUUGAAGAAAAGCAGGGUUUAAACAAUCAGCUAGAAUCACUCCGGCGUGAGAUUGCGUCAGCGCUGCAUGAUCGUGACAAGGCGCUCAAGGAAUGCAACGAUCUGCGCGAAAAGUUCGGCGAGUACACAACCAAGGAAGACAACGUGCUGAAAUCGCCACUCAAUUGCAACUACGCGCAGGGCGAGAAUUCCAUGCGCAAAGAAAUCCAGGUAGCUAACUUCUCACAACGCCAGCGUCUCGAUAACCUGGACCAGGCUAAUCAGGAACUCGAAAGUCUGCGUAAGAGUUUAGACAAAACACAACUUGAGCUCACCGAAGCUCUGCAAGAGGCUGAUGUGAGUAAAGGCCGGCGUGACUGGGCUUUCUCCGAACGCGAUAAAAUAGUGUUGGAGCGCGAAAGCAUCCGGACACUAUGCGACAAAAUGCGCAAGGAACGCGAUCGUGCUGUUUCCGAACUCGCUGAAUCUCUGCGGGAGUCCGAUGCGAUUAAAAAGCAACGCAAUGAAUUAUUGAAAGAAGUGAAGACGUUGAAGGAGACGCUCGAGAUGCACAUGGAGAAAGAGUCGAAUUUGAAUCAAGGUUUUCUUGCGCAUAAUCACUCGCAUGACAGCGCCAUUGACAGCGACAUGCAGGAAUGGGAGACAGAGACGCUGGAAAUGGAUUUAACUGGUAUGUCAAUCGAGAAAGACAUCGGUUUUGAUCUUGGUGGCGGUAUAGAAGACGCGCAGUAUCCGAAUCACGAUGUUUACGUGACUGACGUCGCGAAGGGAACUGUAGCGGACGGAAAAUUACGGAUAAAUGAUUGUAUUGUUCGAGUGAAUAACUUGGAUUGCACGAAAAAUAUGACGAAACGUAUUGUUAUGGAUACGAUACGGUCUAGUGCGCCGAUUGUACAUCUUCUCGUACGUCGCCGGCGUAGAAAUAAUUGGUCUGGCGUAAGCAGUAAUAAUUCCUCACUGCCUACUUCUCCGAAUACUCCGCAAACGCCAGCGAAAGUUGCGCGUUGGGUGCACACCGCUAAACUUCCACCUGGGUUAAGUCACGGUAUCAUGCUUGAGUCGGGCGUUUAUAUCAGUAAAAUAUGUGAGGGUGGUUUGGCUGGAAAGGAUACCAGUCUUGUCGUAGGCGAUCGUGUCCUGCGAGUUAAUCAUAAAUCCAUGGAUGGCUGCGAUGCGAUUCAUGACGCCAUGCGUAUUUUGAACGAACGCAAUGAUUCGAUUACGAUCACAACUUUAAAGAUGUCUUACUUAGAUACAGAGAAUACGAAUGUGUUUAUUCCGGUACAGCGGUAUAAAAAAGAGAAUCGUAGUUCGCAAACGGACGAUUUGCAUUAUUAUAGUCAACCGAGUUCGUAUCCAUCGUCGAAUUCGAGCGGUGGCCAUACUUGUAACAAUUCUAGCCGACUGACAGUCGAUCACAAUCGUGCGAAAUCGGCGCAAGAGAAAAGUCAUGCGUGGUUGCGUGAAAAGUUCGAUCUUGUCCGCGGGCGUAGACAUUCAAAGGACCGCAAUCGGACCCUGGAGGAUAAAAAACGUCAAGGGCACGCGGAAGAUAUGAGUCUGAAUGGUAACUAUGAGCAUGAGAAAGUUAUCGCUGAAUUGGAUAGUAUCAUUGAUACACACGGCCAGCCGAAUAAUUCUUCAACGUUUAAACGCCCAAAACAUCGCAGUAAGGAAAGUUCCCUGCAGGAGAAGAACGGUGGCACUUGGCCGAAGACCAGGGCAACCAUUUUGGGUACCGCGUCAAAUGUUGGUACAAUUACUAACCGUACCAAACAACGUCCACCAUUGUCACUACUCAUUAGCAACACCGACGGUGAAGAUUAUCUCUUCGAUUCGUCAGUCGGUGUGCCCAAUUCGGCGCAACUACGCAACACCAACAGCACGAUUAUCAAUAGUAAUCGUUCGACAAUGUCCGCCAUGUCGAACAUCUCGAACGAAUCGUCGAAUCACAGCCAGAUGCCGCUGCCGCGCGCCUCGAAUCGGCACUCUAGCGUAAUCAGCGGCUUCGGCAACGACUCCUACGAGAAACUACGCCACAAUCGAUUAUCGAUCAAUAUGAAAAGCGAUGAUUCUCUGGAUUUCAACCCGCCGAUCAAGCCGCGCAUCGGUGACAAAGACAUCAAGUACUAUCACACGUCGCCUUACAUGCCGCAUGUCAGUAAGCAGCCGAAGUACAGCUCGGAUUCGGAGCGAGAGAGUUUGCUACAUCACGAUAUAGCUAUGCAGGUGCAUCAGGUCCGUUUGCAGUCACCGUUGUUCGCACCGCGCGUGCCUUUCCCAUUUCAUCCCCAUCCACAUCCCCAUUUGAAUAUGGCGAGUACCAAUAGCAACAACAGCAGUCACUCAAGAGAAAGCGUUGGCGGAUAUGAACUACCCGCUUAUAAUCCGAUUCAUUAUCAUGGACAUUCACUGUCGGCGGAAGUACACCAAAAGCGGCCAAUGUUGGGUAUGAACACGAUUGCCUCGCAGCACUCGCAACUAGAUCGUGAGAUACGUGACUCGCGGGAGUAUUAUACUCCCGGUGGGUUUGAGCUGCCGAAUGUCGGCACGUUUCCGCGUAAAGGUAAGGAGAACCAGCGCUUUCGCAUACCGAGCAAUCCGUCGGUUAACUCGAAGAACUCCACAGGCAAGAUCAGUACCGGAUCGAUUGAACGCACCUCGGAGCGUGGCAGCCCGUCGCCGAUCUUUAACGUAGAGAUUCUCAAACGCAGCAAUGUGCCGGAGUACGGCUGGUCGCAGAAACAACUCUCCGGUGAGUUGCGCAAGGUUUACAUUGAUAAAUCCAACGAACCGCUUGGGAUACAGAUCAACUGCCCGGACAGUGGUGGUAUUUUUGUAUCCAGAGUGGACGAGAACAGCCUGGCGAGUCGCGUAGGUCUGCAAAUCGGUGAUCAAUUGUUGGAAGUGUGCGGAAUUAAUAUGCGCAAUGCCACCUAUGAUCUCGCCGCGAAUGUAUUGCGCCAAUGCGGGAAUUCCAUCACAAUGCUGGUGCACUCACCAGAUAAAUUCGUUGAGAUUGAAGAGGGAUCUGGUUCGGAGGAUAAUUCUUGCAGUAGUAGUGCUGAACCUACUCCGUGUAACUCUCCGAAAGAAAACCGAAAGAGUCUUAGUCUCAGUAGCAGUAACACUAAUCAAAGGAGUCUGCAACAGACCAAUCGUGAUUCACAGCAGAGGCAGAGCACUUCACGCAGCAGCAAAGCAAAAUCGACUGUGUCCACCGAAGAUGAACCGCGCUGCUUGUAUAUUGAAACGCACAAAACUUCCAAUUUGGGUAUUUCCCUCGUCGGUGGUAAUGCAGUCGGGAUAUUUAUACAUUCAGUACAGAGGGAUUCUCUUGCUGAGCAUGCGGGGUUGCGGACAGGCGAUCAGAUUCUUGAAUACAACGGGGCUGAUCUGAGAGUGUUGACUGCGGAAGAGGCUGCCUAUAUUUUAGCGAAACCGGCUGACAAAGUCACAGUUUUCGCACACUAUCGCAUUGAUCGCUACAAUGAAAUCAAAGACAAGCCGGGAGAUUCUUUAUAUGUGCGUUGUGGAUUUGAUCGGAGCGGCAGCGACUUGACAGACAACGAUCAAUUGUACUUCAACAAGGAUGACAUCCUCUACGUUGAUAAUACCAUGUUCAGAGGUAAUCCAGGCCAUUGGUUAGCCUGGAAACUGGAUAGCGAGGGAAAUCCCUCUAUGCAAUGGGGGAUUAUUCCUUCGAAAUACAAAGUUGAAGAACAAUUGAUGCUGCGCCGCAGUAGCGGUGAUUUAGAGUCACGCGGGUCAACAUCAGCGCGGCGCAGUUUCUUCCGACGCAAGAAGCAUCAGCGUAGUGGAUCACGAGACUCGAAAGAACUAGCGUCCUUUAGUAAUGUCUCCUCGGGAUGGUAUUCAGACAAUGGGACAAUGGAAGAUCUGUCGCUGUGCUCCUACCAACGCGUUGAAAGACUUGACUGUCCAGAAUUUCGGCCGGUACUAGUUCUGGGUCCACUGGCCGAAUGUGUCGUGGAGAAGCUCAUUGCUGACUUCCCGGAUAAAUUCCGCAAGUGCGUCAUUGAAAUCCGUCAGAAUCAAGCCCAACUGGAGCAGGAGAUUGCCGAAAACCUUAUUAUUGACUACAAGCGCAAGGGGAACUAUUUCGAGUGUACGACUGUGUCGGCAAUCAAGCAAAUUUGCAUCUCGCAACAACAUUGUAUGAUUGACAUACCGAUAUCGUGCGUUGAAAAGCUGCAUCGCCACCAGAUCUACCCUAUCGUCUUGUUAAUCAAGUUUAAAAGCACGAAACACAUCAAGGAGAUUAAAGACACCCGUUUCUCCUUAGAUAAGCUGUCCGGCAAGGCUGCCAAGGAAAUGUACGAACACUGCCAGAAAUUAGAGGCGGAAUACCGACAUCUCAUCACUGCUGUUAUACCAGCAGGCGUGAAUGUUACUUACAUGAGUACACAAGUUUUGACAGCCGUCGAUUCCGUGCACAGCAAAAGUCAAUGGGUGCCAGUUUAAAAGAAAAAGUUUAAAAAUCAACCUAACGAAAAAGUUUAAAAAUCAACUCAUAGAUUGCCAAAUAAUACACACAAUAAUACAAAUGCGAAGGUAUGACAAGAACAAUAACUAAGUAAGUAUACAAUUUUCUAUUUUCUAUAUAAAAUCGAAUGCUUCGAUUUCGUACGAGAUUUACACCAGUUUUUGACGUCUUUAUCGAUCGACAAAGCGCGAAAGACGAAUUGAGCGAAAACAAAUGAACAAAAUGAACAAUUCUCUACUGACUCAAACAAAUAAUCGAAUAUUAAGUAUUAGGCGCAAUGUAUUGCGGCGUAUUAAUUAGUCGUUGCAGUUCGUUAGUGAGCAGGCAGGUAAUCAUUAAGUGAUGUGAGUAUUUUGUAUAUGUAUGCGUGUAAUUGUUACGUUGUUCUGUUUUGUUUCUGUUUAUUAUUUUUUUGAUUUUAUUUUACGUUUCUGUGAUUUGAUGACGUUUUCUUCUUUAAUCUUUGAAAUGUGCUCAGAAUAGAAAUUCGAUUCGUCGGCGCGCGCGGGCUGAACACCGCCCGCAUUUAUCAACUCACAAAUCGUUGAAGCAAUCCAGUCAAUCAAAAGUAGACAAGACAACAUGUUAAUAAUCAUUAUAUAAGUGUGUGAUCGUCGUAGACUGUAGAGGGUUGUGAUCUUUUAUACCUCAAGAUGAUUCGGCGCUUGUUCAGCCCCUGCACGGCCAGCCUCGUUAUUAAACAGAACGGAACGCAGCCAAUUACUGAGAAGAAAACGAAUUGUUUAAGAACACGAUAUUCAACGAUAUUAUAUUGUAUAUUAUGUAUUUUUAAUAGUGAUUGUUUUAUAUAUUGAUUUAUUAGGUUAUAACACUUUAUAUACAUAGUAUCUUCCAAAGAAAGAAAGUAUGUCAUUUAUAAACGA